GAAUGACUAUCGCAAUAAGUCUUUCAGUCUGUGCUUUCCUUUUUCUCGGUAAUGUGCUACCCAGCACCGCUCAGCAAUGGGAAGCAUAUCCUAUGUUAGAAGCACGGGGAUUGGAUAAACCGUCACAGAUCCUGGAAAAUGAAGUAAGAGAUCAAAAUCAGGAUAACCUUACAUGGUCACAAUCUCAAUCGCAAUCGCAGCUGGGUUCACAGUAUCUGCCAUCUAAUGCUCCUCUAAGGGGAGAUCGACCUAAGGAUAUUAUACGUCUUUCGCUGAAACCGAUUACUCGACCACUGCCGCCCCACAUGCAUCCACUAUUUCCAGACUUUGUACGAAAGAACCGGAUUAUGCUAAUACCGGAUUCAGAAAAAUUACCACAAAAUCGCCACAUCGCGACUGUCGAUCAAUCACAAAACUUAACUCAGGGGCAGUUACAGUCACUGGCGCAGUGGCAGGAACAGGCACAGUCACAGGAACAGUUGCAGGCACUGUUGCAGGAACAGGCGCAGUGGCAGGCACAGUCGCAGGAACAGUCGAAGGCACAGUCACAGGCACAGGCACAGUCACUGGCGCAGUGGCAGGCACAGGCACAGUCACUGGCACAGUUGCAUGCACAGUUGCAGGCACUGUUGCAGGAACAGGCACUGUGGCAGACACAGUCGCAGGAACAGUCGAAGGCAAAGUCACAGUCGCAGUGGCAGGAACACGCACAGUCUCUGGCACAAUCGCAUGUACAGUUGCAGGCCCUGUUGCAGGAACAGACACUGUGGAAGGCACAGUCGCAACCACUGUCACAAGCACAGGCAGAGUCGCAAGCACAGUCGCAGGCACAGUUGCAGGCACUGUUGCAGAAACAGGCCCUGUCACUGGCACAGUUGCAAGCACUGUUGCAGGCACAGCCGCAGGCUCAGUCGCAGGAACAGGCACAGUCGCAGGUAAACUUAGAGGAACUGCUGCAGGUUCACGCACUGUCACUGGCACAGUUGCAGGCACAGUUGCAGGCACAGACACAGUCGCAACCACAGUCGCAGGAGAAGUCGCAGGAACAGUCGAAGGCACAGUCACAGGCACAGGCACAGUCACUGGCACAGUUGCAUGCACAGUUGCAGGCACUGUUGCAGGAACAGUCACUGUGGCAGACACAGUCGCAGGAACAGUCGAAGGCACAGUCACAGUCGCAGUGGCAGGAACACGCACAGUCUCUGGCACAAUCGCAUGUACAGUUGCAGGCCCUGUUGCAGGAACAGACACUGUGGAAGGCACAGUCGCAACCACUGUCAAAAGCACAGGCCGAGUCGCAAGCACAGUCGCAGGCACAGUUGCAGGCACGGUUGCAGGAACAGGAAAAGUCACUGGCACAGUUGCAGGCACUGUUGCAGGCACAGCCGCAGGCUCAGUCGCAGGAACAGGCACAGUCGCAGGUAAACUUAGAGGAACUGCUGCAGGUUCACGCACUGUCACUGGCACAGUUGCAGGCACAGUUGCAGGCACAGGCACAGUCGCAACCACAGGCGCAGGAAAAGUCGCAGGAGAAGUCGCAGGAACAGUCGAAGGCACAGUCACAGUUGCAAGCACUGUUGCAGGCACAGCCGCAGGCUCAGUCGCAGGAACAGGCACAGUCGCAGGCACAGUCUCAGAAACAGGCACAGUUGCAAGCACAUUCGCAGGAACAUUCGCAGUCGCAAGAUCAGGCACAGGCACUGAUACACUCCCAGUUGCAAGCACAGCUGCAUUCUAAUUUGCAGUCGAAGGCACAAAAACAAUCAGAGUUAGAUGCACUUAAACAGUCUGGGAACCAGUUAAAUUCCCAAGCAUCCAAGCAACCAGUUUAUUUCAUAGAUACGCUACCAAUGCCACGACCUCAGUAUGAAAUACUUCCAUCUCAGAAUGGGCCAGAUCAGCAGGACCCAAAUCUUCGUUACGUGAUGAUUCCGAAUCGGCCAAAAGUUAUACGCCCGAAUCCGUAUAUCAUAAUUCCACCUUAUGGCGAGGUACGUCAUCAACCUCAGCUAUCACCAAAUCCUCAGGAAUCGGACCUACGACAACUGAUAAUUACUUCUCAACUACGUCCCAGGCCAAAUCGAUAUAUAUGGAAUCCAAUCAAACAGAUAAAUGCGAACGCCAGUAUUAACACUGACUACUUACUAGAGUGGUACCCAUACAAAAAUGAAAGUGAUCGCAAAGGUGUCCACUUGGAACUAAAUCAACAAAAAAUUAAUAAUUUAGCUCCUGUUCUCCAGCUAAGACCAGCAAUCCCAGCCAUUAAACCCCAAUUGCCACUAGAACUACAGUCACAACAAAAUUCACAUUCGCACAAUUCUGAAUCGCAGAAACAAUUGCAGUCACAGUUAGAUUCACAAUUGUCCGUCUCAGGAUCUUCAGAAUCACAGUCCCAAUCGCAGUCACAGGUUAAUUCCCAGUCUUCAGAAUCACAGUCCCAAUUGCAGUCACAGCUAAGCUCCGAAUCAACUGGAUCACAGUCCCAAUUGCAUUCACAGUUAGGUUCACAAUUAUCUGCUUCAGGAUCUUCAGAAUCACAGUCUCAAUCGCAGUCACAGGUUAAUUCCCAGUCUUCAGAAUCACAGUCCCCAUUGCAGUCACAGCUAAGCUCCGAAUCAACUGGAUCACAGUCCCAAUUGCAGUCACAGUUAGGUUCACAAUUAUCCGGUUCAGGAUCUUCGGGAUUACAGUCCCAAUCGCAGUCCCAGCAUAAUUCCCAAAAUUCAGGAUCACAGUCCCAAUUGCAUUCACAGUUAAGCUCCGAAUCAUCUGGAUCGCAUUCACAGCAUUAUUCCCAGUCUUCAAAAUCACAGCUUAAUUCUCAGUCUUCAAGUUCAGAGUCCCAAUCACAGUCACAGCAUAAUUCCCAAACUUCAGGAUCACAGUCCCAAUUGCAUUCACAGUUAAGCUCCGAAUCAUCUGGAUCGCAUUCACAGCAUUAUUCCCAGUCUUCAAAAUCACAGUCCCAAUCACAGUCACAGCUUUAUUCCCAGUCUUCGGGAUCACAGUCCCAAUCGCAGUUACAGAUUAGGUCACAGUUAGACAGAGCUGAACCCAAUGCACAGACCCAAGGAAAUUAUUUUAAAAAUGCGAAAACCAAUGUGGUUACUUCUGAGUACAAAGUAGACAGUCCACCAAAUUACCUCACCCAGGCGGACAUCUUGGAUAAUUCUAGGCUGACAACUGUUAACCUGAUUGAGAAGUACGGCUAUCCAUCUGAUACCAAUUACUUGACCUCCGAAGACGGCUACAAGCUUUGCUUGCAUCGUAUUCCGCGUCCUGGUGCUGAGCCAGUUUUGCUAGUCCAUGGCCUAUUGGCCAGUUCUGCGUCAUGGGUGGAACUUGGGCCCAAGGAUGGACUGGCGUAUAUCCUUUACCGGAAGGGUUACGACGUCUGGAUGCUGAAUACCCGAGGCAACAUAUACUCCCGGGAGAAUUUGAACCAAGGUCAGAUACCACGAAAGUACUGGGACUUCUCCUUCCACGAGAUCGGCAAGUUUGAUGUGCCCGCUGCCAUCGAUCAUAUUCUGAGUCACACCAAAAAGCCGAAGAUCCAAUACAUUGGCCAUUCGCAGGGCUCCACUGCUUUCUUCGUGAUGUGCAGUGAAAGACCCAAAUAUGCACCGAAAGUGCAUCUAAUGCAGGCCCUUUCCCCAACUGUUUAUCUGCAGGAAAACCGCAGUCCAGUGCUAAAGUUCCUCGGAAUGUUCAAGGGAAAGUAUUCAAUGUUGCUGAACCUUCUGGGCGGCUACGAGAUCUCCGCCAAAACGAAGCUCAUCCAGCAGUUCCGCCAGCACAUUUGCUCCGGUUCGGAACUUGCCAGCCGCAUCUGCGCCAUCUUUGACUUUGUGCUCUGCGGAUUCGACUGGAAGAGCUUCAAUAAGACCCUCACUCCCAUUGUGGCGGCCCAUGCCUCCCAAGGCGCCUCUGCCAAACAGAUCUACCAUUAUGCACAGCUGCAGGGCGACCUGAAUUUCCAGCGCUUCGAUCAUGGAGCGGUCCUGAAUCGCGUUCGCUACGAGUCCAGCGAUCCACCAGCCUACAAUCUUUCGCAGACGACCAGCAAAGUGGUGCUCCAUCACGGCGGAGGCGACUGGCUGGGAUCCACCUCGGAUGUGAUCCGGCUGCAGGAGCGUCUGCCCAAUCUCGUCGAGAGCCGGAAGGUCAGCUUCGAAGGCUUCUCCCACUUCGACUUCACGCUCUCCAAGGAUGUCCGUCCUCUACUCUACAGUCACGUCCUGCGGCACAUGUCAGCCCAUCUCAGUGGAUAGGACAAUUACUGCAUAACACAUGAAAGAGUUUGUUGGGUUUCUUCAAUCGCAUAAUUUCGAUAAAAAUCUAGAUUUUUUGUAAUAUGAGUGAUACAAUGAAAUGCUAUGUGCAUACAUA
Messenger RNA from Drosophila santomea, 4389 nucleotides. Its product is annotated as lipase 3-like. Lineage: Eukaryota; Metazoa; Arthropoda; Insecta; Diptera; Drosophilidae. The transcript is spliced from 6 exons. The record is from RefSeq and is a predicted model, not a curated record. Bases 3 to 4271 code for a protein of 1422 amino acids.